Stegastes partitus (bicolor damselfish) is the source of this 1713-nucleotide messenger RNA. RefSeq names its product proteasome 20S subunit alpha 6a (gene psma6a). The record is from RefSeq and is a predicted model, not a curated record. Gene Ontology annotation, cellular component: proteasome core complex, alpha-subunit complex; proteasome core complex. Bases 83 to 823 code for a protein of 246 amino acids. NCBI's taxonomy places the organism in Eukaryota, Metazoa, Chordata, Actinopteri, Pomacentridae. Gene Ontology annotation, biological process: ubiquitin-dependent protein catabolic process. The transcript has 7 exons.
UUUCCAUGUUUUGUUUCUGUUGCUUCUCAGUUUAGUUUCAGCUUCAGUCUGCAUCAGUUUACUUCAAUUUUUUCCAGCCGUCAUGUCUCGAGGGUCCAGUGCGGGGUUUGACCGGCAUAUUACCAUCUUUUCUCCCGAGGGAAGACUCUACCAAGUCGAGUAUGCCUUUAAAGCCAUCAACCAGGGAGGACUGACUUCCGUGGCCGUCAGAGGGAAGGACUGCGUUGUGAUCGUCACGCAGAAGAAAGUCCCGGACAAGCUGUUGGAUGCCAUGACAGUCACACAUCUGUUCAGAAUCACAGAGAGCAUUGGCUGUGUAAUGACCGGCAUGACUGCUGACGGCAGAUCCCAGGUGCAAAGAGCACGAUAUGAAGCAGCUAACUGGAAGUACAAGUAUGGCUAUGACAUCCCUGUGGACAUGUUGUGCAAACGCAUGGCUGACAUCUCUCAGGUCUACACACAGAAUGCUGAGAUGAGGCCGCUCGGCUGCUGUAUGAUAGUGGUCGGACUGGAUGAGGAGUUGGGCCCACAGCUGUAUAAGUGCGAUCCAGCUGGCUACUACUGUGGCUUUAAGGCCACAGCAGCUGGAGUCAAACAGACUGAGGCCACCAGUUUCUUGGAGAAGAAAGUCAAAAAGAAACUGGACUGGACCUAUGAGCAGACUAUAGAGACAGCCAUCUCAUGUCUGUCUACUGUUCUGUCCAUCGACUUCAAGCCCUCAGAGCUGGAAGUGGGAGUUAUCAAGACACAGGAACCCGAAUUCAAGAUUCUGUCAGAGGCUGAGAUUGAUACUCACCUGAUGGCUUUGUCUGACAGAGAGUAAAGAAGUGUGCCAGCUGUUUUAUAAAAAGAAUGCUAAACGGUAAAACCAGAAACUUCCCUCACACAAAAGUCUCAACUAGAAGGAAGACAAAGGAGGAGCCGGUAUCAUCAUGUGCAGAGGAGACGGUAGAAGAUAAAACAAUAGAGACAUUUUAUACCAGGUGGGUAGAAUGCUAUCCAUCUGCACCGAUACUCGACCACCUUCAUCCUACCUGGUCAACACAGGACCUGACGGGACAUAAUCUUAUCCACAUACCUACCCCUCCUGUAUUUUCCUUCUCUCUAAAAUGGGACACUUUUACUGCAGCCAGCUGCCCAAUGUCAUAGAUCUUGGAAAGGACAUUCAAAUCAGUCCAAAGUAUGACACACAAGAACAAUGCUCUUCUUGGUGUCAGACAGCCAUCUUCCACGGUGCAGCUCGGCCUAAAUGACUUCACUUGAUGAGUGUGACAUGAGCAGAUUGAAAGAUGGAGGUGUGGUAACACUACAACUACAGCACAAUACCUCGGAAAUAUGAACUCAGUGGUCCUGUAGCUUCUCGAGUCACUGUAUUCCCGCAGUGUUUUCUCAACAUCUUUACUCAGGGCUGCCACUACGUGUAUCUCUCUCAUUUAUUUCAUCUGCUUAAAGUCCUCUCUCUCCUCUGUCUAAAGUUUCAGGAUGAUGUUAAUGCUCUGUACUUUGUGAUAACCCAGGGAACAGCUGUGGGAAUUCUCUCAUUGCGACAGUCAUUGUCGCAUCCCUGUUUGAAGUCUGCUCAGGUCAACGUCAAUAGGAAGUCACCAAUUAUUUCACUCUCUCCCUUGUGUUUCGAUCCUUUUCCCCCUCUGCUGAAAUUGUUGCUGUACAUGACUGCACUUCUAUUAAACAGUGUUUUUAUUUAACACUUAA